UUCAUAGUGAACUCACCAUCACCCAAUCUCUCGUCGCCGGAUUCCUCCGUUUGCCGUCCACCUUCGCCGUAGCAGAACGGCAGAAGAACAACCAACUGUUCUGGAAUUCAAGGUGAAAGAGCGAAAUAAGAGAAAACCCCGAUGGGUUCACAGGUGCUAAUUGCAUCACUCUCCACGACACCUCAAUCUUCCAUAGCAUCAUCAUCUUCUCGCAUCCAACACACACUGGCUCAAAGAAACCACAUACCGGCUCAUGUUUACAAACACCCAGCAGCGAUUCUCCUAGAACUCUGCACUUCCAUGGAAGAACUUCACCAAAUCAUCCCUCUCAUUGUCAAAAACGGUCUCUAUGAAGAACAUCUAUUUCAGACGAAGCUAGUCAGCUUGUUCUGCAGAUAUGGCAGCUUAACUGAAGCCACCCGUGUUUUUGAUUCAAUUGAAGAUAAAAAUGAUGCUGUUUAUCACACAAUGCUUAAAGGCUAUGCGCAAAAUUCUUCGAUUUUUGAUGGAUUUUCGUUCUUUUGUCGUAUGAUGGAUGACGGCGUGCAGCCUGUGGUGUAUAACUUUACAUAUUUGUUGAAGGGUUGUGGUGAGAGUUGUCUUGUUAGGAAGGGGAAAGAAGUUCAUGCGCAGUUGAUUUUGAAUGGUCAUGGGGGGGAUGUUUAUGCCAUGACGUGUAUUGUUAAUAUGUAUGCGAAGUGUAGGUUGAUUGAUGAUGCAUACAAGGUGUUUGUUAGAUUUCCCGAGAGGGAUUUGGUGUGUUGGAAUACCAUUAUCGCAGGAUAUGCUCAAAAUGGUUUGGCAGGGAGAGCAAUAGAAUUGGUGUCACAAAUGCAAGGGGAAGGACUGAGGCCAGAUCCUAUCACGAUUAUUUCGGUAUUGCCUGCUGUUGGUAAUAUUGGUCAUUUGAGGGUUGGAAAAUCUAUUCAUGGUUAUGUUUUUAGGUGCGGAUAUGAACGCCAUGCAAAUGUUUCGACUGCAUUAGUUGAUAUGUAUUUGAAAUGUGGGUCUUUAUGCAUCGGACGUGUUAUAUUUGACAAGAUGUGUGGUAGAAAUGUGGUCUCAUGGAACAUAAUGAUCGAUGGCUAUGCGCAAAAUGGUGAUUCUGCAGAAGCACUGAUGCUUUUUGAGAAGAUGUUGGAUGAUGGAGUUAAACCAACCGGUGUGACUAUAAUGGCAGCACUCCAUGCUUGUGCUGAUUCGGUUGAUCUAGAACGGGGGCAAUUCAUUCAUCGAUUGGUCAACGAACUAGGACUACACCCUGAUGUUUCGGUCAUGAACUCUCUGAUCUCUAUGUAUUGCAAGUGUAAACGGGUUGAUAUUGCUGCUGAAAUAUUUAAAAACUUGAAAGGAAGAACCCUUGUCUCAUGGAAUGCCAUGAUACUUGGAUAUGCACAAAAUGGUCGAGUAAUUGAUGCUUUGAAUCAUUUUCGUCACAUGAAAUUGCAAAACAUCGAACCUGAUUCAUUCACCAUGGUGAGCAUCAUUGCAGCUGUUUCUGAGUUAUCAAUUUUAUGCCAAGGGAAGUGGAUCCAUGGACUUGUUACUAGAACUUGUUUGGACGGAAAUGUCUUUGUCAAGACGGCUCUUGUGGAUAUGUAUGCUAAAUGUGGAGCUAUUAGUACGGCUAGAAAGUUAUUUGACCUGAUGGAUGAAAGGCACGUAACCACAUGGAAUGCUAUGAUCGAUGGAUAUGGGACACAUGGAUGUGGAAGGGAUGCCAUUGAAUUGUUCAGAGAAAUGGAAAAUGGAGAUGUAAAGCCAAACAAUAUAACAUUUCUGUGUAUUAUCUCAGCAUGCAGUCAUUCAGGCUUUGUCGAAGAGGGGAUUCGAUAUUUUUCCAUCAUGAAGGAAAAAUAUGGGAUUGAGUCUACAAUGGAUCACUAUGGAGCCAUGGUGGACUUGCUUGGCAGAUCAGGCAGGCUUAAUGAAGCAUGGAAUUUCAUUCUAAACAUGCCUGUUGAGCCAGAGAUCAACGUUUUUGGUGCAAUGUUGGGUGCUUCCAAGAUUCAUAAAAAUGUUGAAUUGGGGGAAAUGGCAGCAAACAGACUGUUCAAGUUAAAUCCCAACGAUGGCGGGUAUUAUGUAUUGCUUGCAAAUAUGUAUGCUUCAGCUUCAAUGUGGGAUAAAGUGACUGAAAUCAGGACUAAAAUGGAAAUAAGAGGUAUAAGGAAAACCCCUGGAUAUAGUUCUGUUGAUUUGGGAAAUGAAGUUCAUACUUUCUAUUCUGGCAGCUCGUGGCAUUCUCAUUCGAAGAAGAUUUACGCUUUUCUUGAAACACUGAUCGAUAGGAUUAAGGCUGCUGGUUAUGUAUCUGAUACGGAUUCAAUACAUGAUGUAGAAGAUGAUCUACAAGAACAAAUGGUCAAUACCCAUAGUGAGAAGCUUGCUAUUGCUUUUGGACUUCUGAAUACCCGUCCAGGUACACCUAUUCACAUAAGAAAAAAUCUUCGUGUAUGUGGUGAUUGUCAUACCGCAACAAAAUUCAUAUCGCUUGUGGAGCAGCGAGAAAUUGUAGUCCGUGAUUUGCACCGGUUCCACCAUUUCAAGAAUGGGACUUGUUCUUGUGGAGAUUAUUGGUGACUUGGUGUCUGUAAAUUGUUCAAUAUACGCACUUCUGAAAUAACAACUCAUGCUUGAGGACCCAUAUGUGGUCAGAAAUUCAGAAUGAAUACUGAGGUAUUUCCCUUCAUUCCUGUAAUUAAUCAUUUUCAUUACAUAUUCAUGUGUUGCAUGAACUGAAAAAUAGUUUUUGUUAGAUAUUGUACAUAGUUAGAUAAUUAGAGUUUUGCUUUCAAGAAAUCUAAAGUGUAGCUUCCUAAUAUAGGUUACCUUUUCUAUAUAAAUGUUUGUAAUCUCUUAUAAUGAAAUGCAAGAUAUAUAUCUUUCUUGAUCAACUUCCAUGGUAUCAGAGCCAGUCAUCUUCUUCUAAGCUCCGCUGGACGACACGGCAUUCUCGUUUAAAUAAAUAGAUGUCGGCCGUACUUGUGAAUCCCUGCCCUGUUUUCCACAUCGGCAAUGCACCUCCAUCGAUAUUCAAUUUAUUUUCAUGCUCAUAUAACUGCAAAAUGACACUUGACCUAUUCGAAACAAGAGAUCAAAGUGAUCUUCCUCCUUUUUCCCAAUAAGUCGACGGCCUUACACCAUUGGGAGACUUCGAAGAAUUGCCUCAACAAAAAUAGAUGGAAUUGGGCCUAAAAAAGUGCCCUAUCUCAUCAUCCUGGAAUGACCAAAUAGCAUACCUCUCCGGUGACUGGACCCUAUCCAAUUUGAUUUGAUAUUUUCUUCUGUUUUUUUUUUCUUUCAGGGCAAGCAUCAAAACUAACAACUCUAACAAGUUUCU
This is a messenger RNA of Cynara cardunculus var. scolymus (artichoke), 3343 nucleotides long. RefSeq names its product pentatricopeptide repeat-containing protein At1g11290, chloroplastic. Gene Ontology annotation, cellular component: intracellular membrane-bounded organelle. The record is from RefSeq and is a predicted model, not a curated record. NCBI's taxonomy places the organism in Eukaryota, Viridiplantae, Streptophyta, Magnoliopsida, Asterales, Asteraceae. Bases 142 to 2583 code for a protein of 813 amino acids. Gene Ontology annotation, molecular function: RNA binding; protein binding; zinc ion binding. Gene Ontology annotation, biological process: RNA modification. The transcript has 2 exons.